CCAAUUAAUUUAAUUGUUCAAGUCAUCAAACCAACUUCAAAAACUAGUUUUACAUACCUUUGUUUGUAGAGACAGAGAAAGAGAGAGAGAGGAUGGCAAGCUGCAGUAUGGCAUCUGCUGCUACUGGAUUUAUGGUGACACCAAAUUUGACCUCCAACACAACCACUGUUAGGUGCACCAUGCUUAUGUUUUCUUCCAAGAAUACCAGAAGUUCAAGACUGGUUGUAAAAGCUGCCGAUGAGGCGGCACCACCGACUGCUGCCGCUCCACUGGCUGCUGAAACUGCACCUAAGCCACCACCGAUUGGACCCAAGAGAGGAACCAAGGUGAGAAUUCUCCGGAAGGAGUCCUACUGGUUUAAAGGUGUUGGAUCAGUUGUGACUGUUGAUCAGGAUCCAAAGACUCGCUAUCCAGUUGUUGUGCGGUUCAACAAAGUCAAUUAUGCAAAUGUAUCGACAAACAACUAUGCAUUGGAUGAGAUCCAGGAAGUUUAGGUUAACUUGUUGUUCAUGUUGUCAUUGUAGAAUUCCUUCAAUUUCAAUCUUUUGCUACAUUUUUUGCCAAUGAAUUUGUAAAAUAGUUACUCAGUUUCUCGAGCGCCUAAAUAUGAUCAAAUAUAUGGUUUGCUA
This is a messenger RNA of Cynara cardunculus var. scolymus (artichoke), 629 nucleotides long. RefSeq names its product photosystem I reaction center subunit IV A, chloroplastic. The coding region runs from base 93 to 494 and encodes 133 amino acids. The record is from RefSeq and is a predicted model, not a curated record. NCBI's taxonomy places the organism in Eukaryota, Viridiplantae, Streptophyta, Magnoliopsida, Asterales, Asteraceae. Gene Ontology annotation, biological process: photosynthesis. The transcript has 3 exons. Gene Ontology annotation, cellular component: photosystem I reaction center; photosystem I.